Molecule: messenger RNA, 1027 nt
Organism: Phaeodactylum tricornutum CCAP 1055/1
Lineage: Eukaryota; Bacillariophyta; Bacillariophyceae; Surirellales; Neidiaceae
Exons: 2
Coding region: 84-863 (259 amino acids)
Biological process (GO): vesicle fusion
Cellular component (GO): ER to Golgi transport vesicle membrane; endoplasmic reticulum membrane; late endosome membrane
Molecular function (GO): SNAP receptor activity; SNARE binding
Source: RefSeq, a predicted model, not a curated record
CACGAACAGUAUCUAAUCUUUGGCCUUGCCUGUGCUUUCCUAGAUUAUUCAAAGGCUCGAGAGGAGCAAGCAACCUUUACAACAUGGCCGACAUUCAAUACUGGGAUGAUACGCUGACGGAAGAAAUCGAGAACGUCCAGUCCAUGCUGGACCACAUUAGCAAGAUGAACGGGCACAACCCGAUGGAGCGGCAGUCUGCGAUUGACCGGGCCAAGGCCCGUUUGCGUUCCGCCACCGGCACCAAGCGCUCGUUCAAAAUGGAAUGUCGUCUCGUCCAGGACGUCAACGGUCGUCGUAAGUAUGAAAAACGACUGGCCUCUUUGGAUCAAACGCUCAAAAUGCUCUCCGCUGAUCUCAAGGCACUCGAGUCGGAGCAAGCCCGGGGUGAACUCUUCGUGUCUGCUGAUUACGACGACGACAAUCCGUUCAAACGUCAAGAAAUGGACGGCGCUCAAGCCGGUGACAGUAUGCUCAAGGAAGCCAGUGGCAUUCAGGACAAAACUCAAGAAUCGCUGAUGAACACUAGAAAUCGGAUUACCGAAUCGAAAGAAGUAGGUAUUUCUACCCUCGAAGAACUCGAACGACAACGGGACGUGAUUAAUUCUAUCGAAAAAGAGACGGACCGGAUUGACGACAACUUGGCGCGGGCCGAAGUCUUAUUGAAGCAGUUUGGCAAGCGUAUGGCGUCGGAUCAUUUCAUUCAGUGCUUUGCGCUUAUUAACUGUCUGCUCCUAUUGGGAGUCGUCCUGUACGCUGUUAUAAAAGGAGGUGGACUGGGACUGGGCAAUAGUGGGACACCCGCCAGUCCCGUGGAUGGCGAUAGCGGUACCGCUCGCUUGUUGUUUUUGCGGAGAGGUGCGUAGGGACUUGCGACCAUUGUCGGCGCUGAGCUCCGGCACGGACGCGCUACGGCAUUGCAUCACUCUAUACACGUUUUAUUGUGGUUGUCGUCCCGUAUGGGAUUGAGUAUUGCAGGAUGCAUCUAAUAAUCUAGCAGAUAUUCCCUUUACAAUCUGGUUUGUAUAAG